This is a messenger RNA of Symbiodinium natans, 255 nucleotides long. NCBI's taxonomy places the organism in Eukaryota, Dinophyceae, Suessiales, Symbiodiniaceae. The record is from the annotation of a GenBank genome assembly.
AUGGUCACUCCUCGCUCGAUGCAGGGCGGCGCCUCCGAUGUCGAAGAGUACGACCGGUCGAGGGCCUUCCGCACAUUCCGGGACCACUUCGGCAACGUCCAUGCCCGGUGGACGCCCGGAAUGACCGUGACAGGCACCUAUGUCGCCGCGGGCAAGAAGGUCACCAUCACCAUCUACCCCGAUGGCGCUACGGAGGAGCACGAGGAGGACGCCGCUGGCCCGGGUGGCUACAGCACUGCUCUUCGGCUGCACUAG